This is a messenger RNA of Chinchilla lanigera (long-tailed chinchilla), 4084 nucleotides long. RefSeq names its product AT rich interactive domain 3B (BRIGHT-like) (gene Arid3b). Gene Ontology annotation, molecular function: DNA binding. The transcript has 9 exons. NCBI's taxonomy places the organism in Eukaryota, Metazoa, Chordata, Mammalia, Rodentia, Chinchillidae. The record is from RefSeq and is a predicted model, not a curated record. Gene Ontology annotation, cellular component: nucleus. The coding region runs from base 300 to 2030 and encodes 576 amino acids. Gene Ontology annotation, biological process: regulation of transcription by RNA polymerase II.
GGUCUCAGGCCCCGCCCCACCCGUGGGCCCCGCCCCUCCCUUCUCCCGCCCCGGCCGGUGGCCCGGCCCCACCGCACCGCUUCCGGUGCGGGCUCCGCCCCGGCUGUGGCGCCCGGCGGCGGCGGCGGAGGAGUCCGAGACGCAGCUGUGGCCUGGGGCCUGAGCGGCCGCUUAGUCCACCGCCCGCGGCCGGAGCGUCACAGUUUUGGUUAAUCACUUAAAGUGGACACCCAGCGUGCCUACUAGGCCGUGCCCUGGUCCAGAGCCAUGCCAAUCUAUGAGUGAGACUCACGGCAGUGAUGGAGCCACUGCAGCCACAGCAACAGAAGCAGUCGCACCUUGCUCCUCUGCAGAUGGAUGCCCGAGAGAAGCAGGGACAACAGAUGAAAGAAGCCCAAUUCCUGUAUGCCCAAAAGCUAGUCACACAGCCUGCUCUCGUUUCUGCCACACCUGGGAGACCUGCCAGCAGCCCUGCCCUGGGUCCCUUAGCCAGAGUUUCACCUGCCACACCAGUGGCCCGAGUGUUUGAACGGAGCAAUGUGAACUCAGAGCCGGAGGAAGAGGAAGGAGGUUUGGAAGAUGAGGAUGGGGAAGAUGAUGUGGCAGAGGUGGCUGAAAAAGAGGCCCAGGCUGCUUCCAAAUAUUUUCACAUGCAGAAAACAGCUCGCCUAGACCCCCGAGCAGCACCAGUGUCCAGUCUGCUUCCAGCACCAGGACUCCCCUCACACGGACAGCAAACUAAAGAAGACCAUACCAAAGAUGCUUCCAAGGCCCCACCUUCUGUUUCCAUGGCUGGGCAGCCAAGCUGGAAUCCAGAUGAGCAGCUUAAACAGAAUGGUUUGGCCUGGAGUGAUGAUGCCGAUGGAGGCCGUGGAAGAGAGAUCUCCCGAGAUUUUGCCAAGCUAUAUGAACUAGACAGUGAUCCUGAAAGGAAAGAGUUCCUGGAUGACCUCUUCAUCUUUAUGCAGAAAAGGGGGACCCCCAUCAACCGUAUCCCCAUCAUGGCCAAGCAGAUUCUGGACCUGUACAUGCUGUACAAGCUGGUGACGGAGAAGGGAGGCCUGGUGGAAAUCAUCAACAAGAAGAUCUGGAGGGAGAUCACCAAGGGCCUGAACCUGCCCACCUCCAUCACCAGUGCCGCCUUCACCCUCAGGACCCAGUACAUGAAGUAUCUCUACGCCUAUGAGUGUGAGAAGAAGGCCUUGAGCUCCCCAGCUGAGCUGCAGGCUGCCAUUGAUGGCAACCGCAGGGAGGGCCGGCGGCCAAGCUACAGCUCUUCGCUCUUUGGCUACUCACCUGCCACUGCCCCUGCCACUGCCACUGCCACUGCUGGGGCCCCUGCCCUUCUCUCGCCACCCAGGAUCCGCUUCCCAGUCCUGGGGCUUGGCUCCAGCAGCAGCACCGGUGCUAGUGCUCCUCGGUUGUCACAGGCAGCCACUCUCAGGAAAGGUGAUGGGGUCCCUGCAGCCACAGUGCCCGUGCCAAAUCGCCUGGCUGUGCCCAUGGCUCUGGCAGGACCACAGGCAGGGAGCCGGAUGGCCACGCUGGAACAGCUACGGGAGCGCCUAGAGUCAGGGGAGCCGGCCGAGAAGAAGGCGGCAAGGCUGUCAGAGGAGGAGCAGCGCCUGGUACAGCAGGCCUUCCAGCGUAACCUCUUCAGCAUGGCACGGCAGCUACCCGUGAAGAUACGCAUCAAUGGCAGGGGUGCGUGUGCCACUGCAGCCCCAGCUCCACACCUGGGGCAGGAUGGGCAAGAAGACAGAGGAGAGGCCUCGGCUGCUGCACUGAACCUAACCCCAAGCACCAUUGGGAGCAUUAACAUGUCUGUGGACAUCGACGGCACCACCUAUGCAGGCGUGCUGUUUGCCCAGAAACCCGUGGUCCACCUCAUCACAGGCCCUGCUGGCCAGAGUGUCGUCGGCAGCACCUCCGGUGGCAGCAGUAGCAGUGGCGGCUCUCACUGCUCACAGAGUCCUACCUCGUCCCGGGGCACCCCCAGUGCGGAGCCCUCCACCAGCUGGUCCCUCUGACGGCAGCGCCCAGCUGCCUCUGCCCUGCCCUCCAGCCAGGAGUGGCAGAAGCUGCCGCACAGAAUUUACCUCGUCUCAUGGAGCCCAAUGUUCAGGGACUGGGUGUGUCCAUCUGUCCAGGCUCCAUUCAGGUCCUGCUGUCCUCUGGGGGCAGGGAGAGGUGGGCGGGGCAGGACCGGGCAGCGUUGUCCAAUCAGGGAUCAUCCUGGAGGCCUGGGCAGGGUUCUGGGUACCCUACUUCCUCCAGGGUCCCCGCCCACCUUCUACUCCGGGGGCACAGUGUAUCGACAAUCUGUAAGCCGACACGGGGCUGGACACCUCCACUUCCUUCCCCCUUAAUUUAUUUCCCUUUGCUUUCUGUCAUCACCCCAUUGUCAUGGUCUCAUCCUCUGCCUGGCCCCCAACAAUUUUUAAAUCCUGUGUGGCUGCUGAGGCCAAGUGCCUGCCUUUGUGGCUCUCAGCUGCUGAGUGUAGGCCUGGCCUUCCCAGCCCACCUGUCUGGUCUUGGUUGCCAGAGCCUGGGUCCCUCAAAUCCAAGCCUGGCAUCAGACCUUGGGGCUUCAUGCCCCCCUCAGGUGGGAGAAACGUGAAAUCACAUGAGAGCAGGCUUCAGGCCCAGGCCUCUGGGCAUCUGCCAGGAAGGAGGAAAGCUCGGGCUGCCUGGGCCCUAGUAGCUCCCUCCCAGGACCCCAUGCAACCCUCCCUUACCUCAGGCUCCCCAGUUGCCCUUGUUGGCCAUUCUCACUGUAGCUCCCUUGUCCCUGUCCUGUUGCCAUCUCUGGGGGCCCUCUCCGCCCCACCAGCUCCAGAUGUGCCGAUAUCAGGUCAUUGAAAUACCUCAGAUUUGUAAUUGUUGAUGUUUGAGUCUUCAGGAAGUAUUUGCAUCUCUGAAAUCUUUUUUAUAUGUGUUUUGCUGACUUUUGUUUUUUAUUUGUUUUUUAUUUUUAAAUUUUUGUUGUUGCUGUUGUAGCACCAAAGAAAUAAGAAAUAAGAGCGGAUCACCUCAGCCAGGCGCAGUUGGUGGCCAGCCCCUUGGCCCUGCCCUUGCCCCCUGGAAGGCAGAAGCAGGUAGAGUGACUCAGGGAUCCCCGAGGCAGUAGGGUGGGACGGAGAGGCCUGCACUUGCCCGCAGGGCCAGAAACUGCACCAGUCCCAGGAUGUCCUUGACCAUGCCGCUGCCCCUACCCUUCCAUGUGUGCCGUGGGCCCCGCUACCUGCUGGAGCCCAUGGCCAUGGUGUGGGAGUGGAGAUGCCAGGGCUGGUGCAGGCUACUCCUGCCAGUAGACAGGGUGCCACUUGCACAGGCCAUCUUAGCCAGGCACCUUCAGUGUUCAGAACGCUGCCACUGUGACUCCUGGGCUCAGGGCCCCACUCAGUCCUGUCCAGGAAGAGAAAGGGAAACCAGAAGCUCGUGCAUAGACAUACCUCAGCCUGGCCAGUCACUCUGCUGACCUGCGCCUCGGCCCUGCCCUGGCCCUCCACGUGCCUGUGCAUGCACACGCAUGCAUGUGCCCACACAGCCCAUCCACCCACGCACUGCACGCUGCCCUCCUCUGCCUGCACAAACCUUGCCCUCCCAGCACAGGUGGGCCGUGGUAGGGAAGGGAUGAGGCUCUGGUGCCAGUGCAGAGGUCCGGUGGCCAGCGCUGACCUACCUCCCUCUGGAAUAUGUCAGACACUUGGCCAGAGUGUCCUUCUCAGGGUUUGGUCACGAAGGAUGGACUCUCCCGCCCAGAGGAUGCAGGGGUGCACACUGGGUCUCUGGUCAUAGGCACUCCCCUUGUCCUUCCCCGGCCACUUGCCUGGCCUCUCCCUCAGUGCCCCUCAGUGCCCCAGCAUGGGCCUGACCCAGGCAGAGCGCCCCUGGGGGUGCUUUGUCUCCCUUUCCAUCUUCUUUGUAUUCCAGCAGCAGUGUGGUAGCACACAGGUAGCCUAGGCAGUGAGUACAUACCUCAGACGUCCUCGCAGCAAGUGUCUGUAUAUGUCGUGGUUCUUUUCUAUCUUACAUGUUUGAAUGUUUAUAUUUCAAUAAACCUCUACCUCUUCACAUGGCA